Molecule: messenger RNA, 1255 nt
Organism: Hevea brasiliensis (rubber tree)
Lineage: Eukaryota; Viridiplantae; Streptophyta; Magnoliopsida; Malpighiales; Euphorbiaceae
Product: electron transfer flavoprotein subunit alpha, mitochondrial
Exons: 8
Coding region: 67-1128 (353 amino acids)
Cellular component (GO): mitochondrion
Molecular function (GO): electron transfer activity; flavin adenine dinucleotide binding
Source: RefSeq, a predicted model, not a curated record
CCGUCUUCAAUAUUAUGUCCGUUUAGAAAUCCACAGAGAGAAAAAAAAGUUCGAUAACGGAAGAAAAUGGCAAUUCUUAGAGCUUUCAAAACCACCACUCUCCCUCAAUUUUCCUCUUUAAUCUUCACUUCAAGAUCAGCGAGCACAUUGGUUGUGGCCGAGCAUGAAGGUGGUGCUGUAAAGGGUUCAUCUGUGAGUGCAAUAGAGGCUGCAAGGGCUUUGGAAGAUGGCAAUUCCAUUUCUGUUCUACUAGCUGGAUCAGGUCCGUCCCUUCAAGAAGCUGCUGCUCAUGCUGCCUCAUGCCAUUCCUCAAUUUCACAGGUACUUGUUGCCGAUUCAGAUAAAUUUACUCAUUCUCUAGCAGAACCCUGGGCUGGGUUGGUCCAUUUGGUUCAGCAGAAAGGUGGUUACUCUCACAUAAUUGCUGCUGCGAAUUCAUUUGGCAAAAACAUACUGCCACGUGCAGCUGCCCUUUUAGAUGUUUCUCCAAUUACUGAUGUCAUUGCUCUUUCUGGUUCUAGUCUAUUUAUCAGACCAAUUUAUGCUGGAAAUGCACUUUGCACUGUGCGAUACACUGGCACUAGUCCUUGUAUGUUGACCAUUAGAUCAACAUCUUUUCCAGUACCUGCUGUCUCAGCUAAUUCAAAAUCUAAUGAAGCUCCUAUUUCCCAGGUUGACCUCUCAACCUUUUUUGAAGAUUCUGUUGGUAAGUCUAGAUAUGUACAGCAUACAUCUCAGGACACUGAGCGCCCUGACCUUGGAAGUGCACGAAUAGUGGUCACAGGUGGUCGGGGAUUGAAAAGUGCUGAGAACUUCAAAAUGAUCGAGAAGCUUGCAGAAAAGCUUAGCGCAGCUGUUGGUGCUACCCGUGCUGCUGUUGAUGCCGGAUUUGUUCCAAAUGACCUCCAGGUUGGUCAGACUGGAAAAAUUGUUGCACCAGAAUUAUAUAUGGCUUUUGGUGUUUCUGGAGCCAUUCAACACAUAGCUGGCAUGAGAGAUUCCAGGGUCAUUGUUGCUGUAAAUAAAGAUUCAGAUGCACCUAUAUUCCAGGUAGCUGAUUAUGGGCUCGUUGGUGAUCUUUUUGAGGUGAUACCAGAGUUGUUAGAGAAGCUUCCAGAGAAGAAGUAGAUCUGUGUACCUGAAGUCUUCAAAUACCAAUGGAAUAAAAAACUUUCUUGUUCAUUAAAAAUGUUCAAAUUGGAAAAUAUAAACAAUAGUAAUAAUGAAAGAGCGCUAAUGCCAUGUUUCACUAAAA